UUGUGAACCUUCUCAAUAACCAAACUUCUUACAACCUAGAUUCACCCGAACCUGUUUGGUUUAGUACCGAGCAGUCUGUAAUCAUGGAUAACACCCCUGUUUCUGAUCCGCCAGCUUCCAAGGAGAGGAGAAAAUGGUCUCUCAAAGAGGAUAGAAUCCUCAUAAGCGCUUGGCUUAACACGAGUAUAGACGCUGUGGUCGGCAAUGAGCAGAAGGCUCCUCAUUUCUGGAAGAGAAUUGUAGAGUACUACAACUCAAGCCCUCAUCUGGUAGGGACAAUACCUAGAGAGCUUGGUCAGUGCAAGCAAAGGUGGGCUCGGAUUAACGAGCUAGUAUGCAAGUUUGUUGGUAGCUAUGAAGCAGUCCUGAGGGAGCAGAGGAGUGGGCAAAAUGAUGAUGAUGUGAUGAAAGCUGUCCUCGAUAUCUUCUACAAUGAUUACUCCAUCAAGUUCACACUGGAACAUGCUUGGAGGGAGCUGAGGCAUGACAAGAAAUGGUGCUCCUCCUUUCUCGCUAAGGGCAAUGCGAAGGAAAAGCGCAAGCAGGCGUUGGAGGCUGAUGGAGAAGAUGCGGUGAGAGCAGGAGAGAGUAGACCUAUUGUUGUGAAGGCUGCUAAAGCUUCGCUAAAGAGGAAGAAAAAUGGUAGAGAUGAGGAGUUGGAAAAGAUUCAAGGCAUUAUGGAGAUGAAAGACAAGAUAUCUAAACGCAAAGUGCUUGAGCGUUUGCUUGCCAAAACUGAUGAUUUUUCGGAGAUGGAAACAUCUUUGAAACUGAAACUGAUGUCAGAGAUGUUAUGAUGCAAAGUAGUACAAGGUCUCAGUCACGGGUUAGAGUGAAGGAAGUCACGGAGUGUUAUGUUGCAGGUGUUUUUUUUUUC
Messenger RNA from Brassica oleracea var. oleracea, 877 nucleotides. Its product is annotated as glutathione S-transferase T3-like. The coding region runs from base 84 to 797 and encodes 237 amino acids. The record is from RefSeq and is a predicted model, not a curated record. The transcript is spliced from 2 exons. NCBI's taxonomy places the organism in Eukaryota, Viridiplantae, Streptophyta, Magnoliopsida, Brassicales, Brassicaceae.